Messenger RNA from Dromaius novaehollandiae (emu), 1970 nucleotides. It is a transcript of the gene KLF2, whose product is annotated as KLF transcription factor 2. Gene Ontology annotation, biological process: regulation of transcription by RNA polymerase II. The record is from RefSeq and is a predicted model, not a curated record. Gene Ontology annotation, molecular function: RNA polymerase II cis-regulatory region sequence-specific DNA binding; DNA-binding transcription factor activity, RNA polymerase II-specific. Lineage: Eukaryota; Metazoa; Chordata; Aves; Casuariiformes; Dromaiidae. The transcript has 3 exons. Bases 74 to 1216 code for a protein of 380 amino acids.
CGCGUUAUAAGCCGCGGAGGGCGGCUCGCCGCGCCGCGCCGUCCCGUCCCGUCCCGUCCCGCCCGGCCGCACCAUGGCGCUCAGCGACACCAUCCUGCCCUCCUUCGCCACCUUCGCCAGCCCCUGCCGCGAGAAAGCGCUGCACGAAAGGUGGAAGUGCGAGCAGGAGGCCAAAGCCCCCGCCGGCGCCUGGGGCGGCCUCUCGCCCCGCAAAGAGGACGAAGAUCUCAACACCGUGCUGGAUUUUAUCCUUUCCAUGGGCAGCGACGGCUACGGGCAGGGCGCCGGCGGCGGCGACUAUCCCGCCGCCCCCGGGGACAGCGGCGGCUUUUACCAGGGCAACCCGUCGCCGGGAUGCUACAGCGCCCUGGAGCAGGGCAGCCCCCCGCCCUACGGCGCCGGCAUGGUGCCGGAGAUGAUGAGGUCCGAGAUGGACUCCAGCUUCUGCCCGCCCGGCAGCGUCCACGGGCGCUUCUUCGUGGCGCCCAGCUUCGGGGGCCCGCAGUUCGUCGAGAACAUUAAGCCCGAGCCCGACAUGGACAGUUACGGGCCGGUGCUGGGUCUGGUGCCCCAGGCGUGCCCCAAGAUCAAGCAGGAGGGCAACGCGACCUGCAUGCUGGCCUACGAGCAGCCGCGGGUGGCCAGCUCCCCCCAGAUCCCCGGGGCCGAGACGCCGCCGCUGAGCCCCGACGACCUCAUGGUGAACGACUGCCACGCGCCCAUGAUGUGCCCCUCGUCCGUGCCCUUCCCGCCGAGCUACCACCCGCCCUCCGGCUUCCACCACCCGCAGCCCCAUCUCCAGUACCAGAGCACCUCCCAGUUCGGCCUGUUCGAGGACAGCCUGCCCCUGCAGCCCUCCGCGCCCCGCGGCGUCCUCACCCCUCCCUCGUCCCCUCUGGAGCUGCUGGACUCCAAGCCGAAGAGAGGACGGCGCUCCUGGCCCCGCAAGAGAACGGCCACCCACACGUGCACCUACGCGGGCUGCGGCAAGACCUACACCAAGAGCUCGCACCUGAAGGCCCACCUCCGCACGCACACAGGCGAGAAGCCCUACCACUGCAACUGGGAAGGCUGCGGCUGGAAGUUCGCCCGCUCCGACGAGCUCACCCGCCACUAUCGCAAGCACACCGGCCACCGGCCCUUCCAGUGCCACCUCUGCGACCGGGCCUUCUCCAGGUCGGACCACCUGGCCUUGCACAUGAAGCGGCACAUGUAGCCCUCGAGGCUCUCCCCUGCCCACAGCGGACAGUGUAUUUCAGUGCUCAGGUGCAGAACCGUUCCGAAGCCUGUAGCUGGUACUACGUAGGGAGGCACCGACGCUCGCGCCGUGGAAGCGGAGGAGGAUUUGACACGAGGAGACUUAGCCAGGCAUCUCCUGAAGACGAGUCGAUGGGACUGUAUCCGUGUGCCCGCCCAGCCGUUGGGGGGGACAGGGUUAUUUAUACAGCUUCAGUGAAGGGGAAAACUCCAUAAGACUCCAUACAGAUUGUACAGAAGAAGCUGUAAAUACUGAUUUUUUUUUAUUAUUAUUUUUAUUUUUUUCCCCCCGGUUCUGACUGCCCGGUCCUAAGCUUUACGAGACAAUGUUUGUAUGGAAACUGCCUGAAGUUGACCCUAGAGGAGAUUAAGUGAAUGUUACUGUAGCUACCGAUGUUAUUUUAGAUCUCAGUUGAAGGCAUGGCUAAGAGAACACUCCUAUUGUUAGACUGUUUGUUUCACAGGUGCAAUAAUAUUCUUGUUUGCCAUGAUCUACACUAGAAGUACAGGGCUUGAUGUCUUGUAAGAAAAUAACCUAUUUUACUGUCUAAUUUUUUUAUAUAUUGUAAAUAGUUUUAUACAAUGAGAAAUAUUGUAUAUGUAAAUAGAAGACAAAUGGGUAUUUUGCCUAUUUCUGUUUUUAUAAAAACAUAAUUUUUCAAUGUUUGAAAACAUUUCAUCUUUUUAAUAAAAUAAGUUUUUAAUUGCUGUGA